CAAGAGGUAGAAGUGCACAUUUGCUGCCACGGAGGUUCCAUUCUUGGGGCACAUCAUUGGUGGAGGCAAGUUGAAGAUGGAUGGAGCGAAGGUGCAGGCAAUCCAAGAAUGGGAGCCGCCGACGAAGGUGCCAGAGUUGCGGUCAUUCCUCAGCCUUGCCAACUACUAUCGGAGGUUUAUCAAGGGCUACUCCAACAUUGCAGCACCCUUAACGGAUCUCUUGAAGAAGAACAAGGCGUGGGAUUGGUCGGAAAGGUGCCAAGAAGCAUUCGAGGCCUUGAAGGUAGCGGUGAUGAAGGAGCCCUUGCUCGUGCUCCCCAACCCGACGUUGGCCUACGAAGUGCAGACCGAUGCGUCCGACUUUGCAAUUGGGGGCGUGUUGAUGCAAGAUGGGCAUCCCAUUGCCUUCGAGAGUCAGAAGCUUAGCGAGACGGAGAGGCGAUACAGCAUUCAUGAGAAGGAGAUGACGGCCGUGGUGCAUUGCUUGCGUACAUGGAGGCACUACCUGUUGGGGUCAAAGUUCGUAGUGAAGACGGACAACGUGGCAACGAGCUAUUUUCUGACACAGAAGAAGCUCACCCCUAAGCAAGCGAGGUGGCAAGACUUUUUGGCCGAGUUCGACUUCGUUAUGGAGUACAAUCCAGGCAAGGCGAAUUCCGUUGCCGAUGCUCUUAGCCGCAAGAGUGCAGCCGCAAGCAUCAGCCAGCCCACGUUUCCUUUGAAGGAGCGGAUCGUUGAAGGCCUUGGCCAUGACCCCUUCGCCAAAACCGUAGCGGAGUACAUCGAGCAAGGUAAAACUCGGCGGUUUUGGAUAAAGGAUGGGCUCAUCAUGACCAAAGGAGAGCGGGUGUUCGUGCCAAGAUGGGCCAACUUGAGGAAGGAGAUCAUGAAGGAGUGUCAUGAUUCCAACUGGGCGGGCCAUCCUGGCAUCGAGAGAACGCAAGCGCUCAUCGAAGAAGCAUACUUCUGGCCGCGUAUGAGAGACGACGUGGAGAUGUAUGUGAAGACUUCUCUUGUGUGCCAACAAGACAAGAUGGAGCAGAGAAGCCCGACAGGCUUGCUAGAGCCCUUGCCCCCGCCUCAACGACCAUGGGAGAGUAUAAGCAUGGACUUCAUCAUCGGACUUCCCAAAGUCGAUGGAUGCGGUUGCAUCAUGGUUGUGGUGGACAGGUUUUCGAAGUAUGGAGUGUUCAUUCCCGGCCCAAAAGACUUGACGGCGGAGGAUGCGACACGUCUAUUCUUCAAGAACGUGGUCAAGUAUUGGGGCAUUCCUAGCAACAUCGUGAGCGACAGAGAUGGGCGUUUCACGGGCAGAUUUUGGCGAGAGUUGUUCAAGAUCAUGAGCUCAAACUUGAACUUCUCGACGACAUUUCAUCCACAAAGCGACGGACAGACGGAGCGGGUGAAUGCCUUGUUGGAAGUGUACUUGCGGCACUACGUGAGUGCAAACCAACGAGAUUGGGUGAAGUUGAUGGACAAGGUACAGUUCUCCUACAACUUGCACCGCAGCGAGUCGACCAACACGAGUCCAUUUGAGUUGGCGACGGGGCAACAACCUUUUACACCUACGACGGUGGCAAGGGGGUAUAGAGGCAACAAUCCGGCGGCCUACAAGUUUGCUAAAGGCUGGCACGUGAAGAUGGAGAUGGCCAAGUCUUACUUAGCCCGCGCUAGCAAGAAGAUGAAGAAAUGGGCGGACAAGAAGAGGCGGCACUUGGAGUUUGAAGAGGAAGACAUGGUGAUGGUCAAGUUCUACCCUCAUCACUUCAAGCAUCUCAAGAACGUGCACAAGGGACUGCUUCACCGCUAUGAAGGGCCAUUCCCCAUCGUGAAGAGGUUUGGCAAGGUGGUAUACAAGGUGGAGUUGCCGACGCACUUGGAGAUUCAUCCGGUCUUUCAUGUGAGCCAACUCAAGCCUUACCACAAAGACAAGGAGGACGAGCAGCGAAGGGAGUCGCAGCGCGUGCCAACACUCAUCACCAAGACACACGACCAUGAAUUUGAAGAAAUCAGGGCGCGUCGUGUCAUUCCUCGUCGUGGCGUACAUCCAAGCUUUGUGGAGUACUUGGUCAAGUGGCGCAACCUUCCGGAGAGUGAAGCAACUUGGGAGAAAGAGCUCACGCUUUGGAAGAACAAGGACUUGAUCGAGGCAUUCCAUCAAGAGGACGCGACGAGGGCGUCGCGAGCAUAGGUGGGGGAGGAUGUCACAUGUGGCAGAUGACAUGGCGCCAAUAAGGUGACAACAUGGCGGCGGCACAUGUGGCAUGCAUGGAAGACUAGUAGCAUAGAGAUGCUCCUAGGAUUCUCCACCUUAAUGUAGAGCUUAAUGGUGCACUUAUGAGUCACAUAAUGGGUGACAUUUAUAGAGUGCAUAAUGGGGGGACUUAAUGGGGUGUAUUGAUGUAGUAGAGGGACAUUAUGAGGGGCAUUGAUGCAUUGUAUGAGGAGAGGCCUAUAUAAGGAGCCAUCUCCCUCACUUGUAACUCAUUCCAUCAUUUUUGAGAGUAAUACACACUAGAGAGUUCUCCCACUUCUUUGUCUUUGCUUCCUUGUUCUUUGCUUGCUUGUGAGUUUGAGAGAAAGGCUGCCUAGCGCUCUAAUGGAAUUGAGAACUAGGGCCGCACGAUCGAGAGUAAGGUCGUGACAGUUUCCUGCGGGAGUGACUCCGCUGUCCCGGCUGACGCGACUCGACCUCUCAUCCAACAACUUUACCGGUUCGAUUAUGUUUGCUGUCAACAAUUGGACUCAACUGACCAGUUUGUUACUCUAGAAGAACGUGUUCUCGGACCUGUUCCCUUCCAUCUCAACCAAUUUGGUUGAUUUCAACGUCUCCAACAACAACCUCAACGAAGUGGAUUGGAACCCAGAAGACUGAAUGAAUAGGGCAAUUAGCA
Messenger RNA from Linum trigynum, 2894 nucleotides. NCBI's taxonomy places the organism in Eukaryota, Viridiplantae, Streptophyta, Magnoliopsida, Malpighiales, Linaceae. The record is from the annotation of a GenBank genome assembly.